Molecule: messenger RNA, 1350 nt
Organism: Erigeron canadensis
Lineage: Eukaryota; Viridiplantae; Streptophyta; Magnoliopsida; Asterales; Asteraceae
Product: probable WRKY transcription factor 40
Exons: 5
Coding region: 60-1004 (314 amino acids)
Biological process (GO): regulation of DNA-templated transcription
Molecular function (GO): DNA-binding transcription factor activity; sequence-specific DNA binding
Source: RefSeq, a predicted model, not a curated record
UCUUCCAUCUUUUAAACAUUAUAUAAUUACUUCAAACCAACAGCUAGUAAUUAAUUAUAAUGGUGGCCACAAUUGCCAUAGAUCUCAAUCUUAAUCCCUUCCAAAUAACUAAUCAUGAUGCAUCAGUUAUGGAAGAAGCUCAAUCUGAUGAAUCUUAUGAAGGCGAGAAUGAAGACGAGGAUGAACCAUCAUUUGAAAAAGAGGUUAAUGAUCAUCCAAAUUCUGGUGGAGAGCAGUUAAGUAAUAAUGAUGAGAUAAGUAGCGAAAACAAGAGGCUGAAGGAGAUGCUGACGACGGUAUGGGACGAGUACAAUUCUCUACAAACUUACAUUAAGGAACGACUACUAAUGCUAGACAAAGAAACGACGUUGUUAGAGCUUAGUAGUCCAAAAAAGAGGAAGUUCGAUAAUCAUAAUAAUGAGACGACAGUAGUUCAUGAUCAAACCUCGUGGAAGAAGAGGCCGGGUCAGGAGCUACCAACGUCUGGAAUCCAUAGAGUUUACGUACAAGUUGAUCCAUCCGAUAAAAGCCUGGUAGUGAAGGAUGGAUAUCAAUGGAGAAAGUAUGGGCAAAAGGUGACCAAAGACAAUCCAUCUCCUAGAGCUUACUACAAGUGCUCUUUUGCUCCCACCUGCCCCGUCAAGAAGAAGGUGCAAAGAAGUGUGGAUAACGAUGGCGUUGUAAUAGCAACUUACGAAGGAGAGCACAACCACAGAAGCACCAAGCAGGAGGCGACGUACGCUCUUUUAGCCAAUCAAUGUAAUAAUUAUACUUCAACAACAUCGCCUGCUAGUGAUGAAAGAUCAAGCAGCAGGUUCAACUCAUCAUCCCCAACAACAACACUAGUCCUGCCAAGUAGUAGUAGUAGUAGUUUCGAUGAGGUUUUGGUUAAACAAAUGGCUACUUAUCUAAGCAAAGACCCUAAUUUCACUUCACAACUUGCUGCUGCAAUUUACUCCAAGGUUUUGGAACAUGAUGAUUUGUUCAGAGCUACUAUAUGUUAAUAAUACAUACAUGGAUAAUUAAUUAGCCUUUCAGUUCUGUUUGCCAUUUGUAUGAUAUAAGGUGUACGUACAUCCAAUAUAUACAGUUUGCAAAAUCACUUGAUGUGAUCGAUUGUGGGCAUCAAGAACAAUUGCUAGCUAGGCAUUGUAGCAACUCGAAAGGGCGAAAGGCAUAUAUGAUACGGCGGACGUUUUAUCAAGGGAUUAAUUACUUUUAUAUAUAUGUAUCUUAUAUACUUUCUAUAGUGUUGUUAAGUUUUCCGGUUAAUUAGUUGGUAGUCGAGCAAGGAUUGUAGAUGUAGUGCGGAUUCGUUUGAUUAAUAACAGGAUUUCCAUUAUCAUGUAA